CCAUUCCAUGAAACACUAUUCAAGCCAUGUUGAAUCAUGAAAAGCGCUGUCAUCGUUUGUCGACAGUGUUGUAAACCAAGGCGCUUAUAUCAAUGUAUAAUAUAUAGAGGCGCCUUGUUGUAUACCUUGAUGUGUCAAAUCUGUUGUAUUCAUCGAAGUGUAUGGUUGUGUUUUUAUUCAUGUCGAUGGAGAAUUAACUAGAUUAAUCCUUGUACUGCUCGAUAUCAAUUGAAUUUGUGUGUCCUCGUGUUGAUAAUAACAAUGGGGCCGCCGAAAAAGACAUCCAAGAAGGAUCGCUCCGUACCGGGCUCUAGUGGGGGUGGUGGCUCAUCGACGGGUGGUUUCGUGGAAAAUAAAUGGAACAAAAAACGACGGCCCGAAGACGAGGCCUUCGCGUCGAUGGCCAACGAUGACGACGAUAGUACCAUGGACGGAGAGUUUGUCCCCGAUGCGGCAACCAAAAAUGCGGAGAAAAACGACGAUGCCAUCCAGGAGGAUGAGUAUGGGGCGAAAGACUAUCGUUCCCAGAUGGAGCUGAAGCCGGAUAAUGCCUCGCGGCCACUAUGGGUAGCUCCCAAUGGACACGUUUUUCUGGAAUCUUUUUCGCCAGUGUACAAGCACGCGCAUGAUUUCUUGAUUGCAAUCUCGGAACCAGUUUGUCGCCCGGAGCAUAUUCACGAAUACAAAUUGACCGCAUACAGUUUGUAUGCGGCUGUCUCGGUUGGGCUGCAAACACACGACAUCAUUGAGUAUCUGAAGCGACUCAGCAAAACCACAGUUCCGGAAGGCAUCCAAGAGUUCAUACGACUCUGCACGCUAUCUUACGGUAAAGUGAAGCUGGUGUUGAAGCACAACAAAUACUUCGUGGAAAGUCCACACCCAGAAGUGCUGCAGAAGUUGUUGAAGGAUCCGGUCAUUCAGUCGUGCAGAUUGCGGCGCACCAACGAGGAGGGGGACGGCUUCAUAACACAAACAAUGGAAAAGAAAGGAAUUACCGCGUUUGGAACCACAAAGAUAGGACCAACCACAGCGGUUCCCGCGACCGAAACAGAAAAACCCGUUGAAGCGGAGCCUACUGCCUCCGUUCCGGAGGAUAUUACCAAUUUCUACGACAAAAUGGAUAACGAGGAAGAGGAGGAGGAAGCAAAUUUCAAUACCGUGUCGUUUGAGGUUAAUCAGGAAAAAAUCGAAGUUCUUCAGAAGCGGUGCAUUGAGAUUGAGUUUCCUCUGCUGGCGGAGUACGAUUUCAGGAAUGACACCAUCAACGCGGACAUCAAUAUAGAUCUUAAGCCGGCUGCAGUUCUGCGUCCCUAUCAGGAGAAGAGUUUAAGGAAAAUGUUUGGUAAUGGAAGAGCUCGGUCGGGUGUUAUCGUACUUCCUUGUGGUGCUGGUAAAUCGCUGGUCGGAGUAACGGCGUGUUGCACUGUUCGCAAACGAGCAUUGGUGUUGUGCAACAGCGGUGUUUCGGUGGAACAAUGGAAGCAACAGUUCAAAAUGUGGUCCACGGCAGAUGAUAGUAUGAUUUGCCGAUUCACUUCCGAAGCGAAGGAUAAACCCAUGGGAUGUGGCAUUUUGGUCACGACCUACUCAAUGAUAACACACACCCAGAAGCGUUCGUGGGAAGCUGAGCAAACUAUGCGCUGGUUGCAGGAGCAGGAGUGGGGCAUAAUGGUUCUCGACGAGGUACAUACCAUCCCCGCCAAAAUGUUCCGUCGUGUGCUUACGAUUGUACAGUCCCAUUGCAAACUUGGUCUGACCGCCACGCUUCUUCGGGAGGAUGACAAAAUUGCUGAUCUUAACUUCCUCAUCGGACCCAAACUGUACGAAGCAAACUGGUUGGAACUUCAGAAGCGUGGCUACAUUGCACGCGUCCAGUGUGCCGAAGUCUGGUGUCCCAUGGCUCCUGAAUUCUACCGGGAAUAUCUCGUUACCAAAACCUCCAAGAAAAUGCUUCUGUACGUUAUGAAUCCGCAAAAGUUUCGCGCUUGUCAGUAUUUGAUUCGUUACCACGAGAAGCGGGGUGACAAAACGAUCGUUUUCAGUGAUAACGUCUUCGCGUUGAAGCAUUACGCCAUCAAGAUGAACAAGCCGUACAUUUACGGUCCCACGUCACAGAACGAACGAAUCCAAAUCUUGCAGAAUUUCAAAUUCAACCCGAAAGUCAACACCAUAUUUGUGAGUAAAGUCGCCGAUACCAGUUUCGAUUUGCCGGAGGCAAACGUACUGAUCCAGAUCUCCUCUCACGGGGGUUCCCGUCGUCAGGAAGCCCAACGUCUCGGUCGUAUUCUUCGUGCCAAGAAGGGAGCGAUUGCCGAGGAGUAUAAUGCGUUCUUCUACACGCUCGUCUCGCAGGAUACGCUGGAGAUGGGCUACUCCAGAAAACGACAGCGUUUUCUGGUGAACCAGGGUUACAGCUAUAAAGUGAUCACUCAUCUGGCGGGAAUGGACAACGAUCAGGAUUUGUUUUACAAAACGCGCGAGGAGCAGGGUCAACUGCUGCAGCAGGUUCUCGCUGCAUCCGAUAUUGAUUGUGAGGAUGAAAGAAUUCCAGGGGAAGGGACGGGAGCUCCCAGACCGGGUGGUUCGAAACGGACGGGUGGACUUAGUUCGAUGUCCGGUGCGGACGAUGCAGUUUAUAUGGAGUUUAGGAGGAAGAAGGAGCACUUGCAUCCGCUGUUCAAGAAGUUCCGAGGAUAGAUGAUGCCAGUUAUGUAUUUUUCUUUAAUUUUAAAUUUAUGAAUAAAAUGAGAAUAAAAUUGUA
Messenger RNA from Toxorhynchites rutilus septentrionalis, 2761 nucleotides. RefSeq names its product general transcription and DNA repair factor IIH helicase subunit XPB (gene hay). The coding region runs from base 262 to 2697 and encodes 811 amino acids. The record is from RefSeq and is a predicted model, not a curated record. NCBI's taxonomy places the organism in Eukaryota, Metazoa, Arthropoda, Insecta, Diptera, Culicidae. Gene Ontology annotation, cellular component: transcription factor TFIIH holo complex; nucleotide-excision repair factor 3 complex; transcription preinitiation complex. Gene Ontology annotation, molecular function: DNA binding; ATP binding; 3'-5' DNA helicase activity. Gene Ontology annotation, biological process: nucleotide-excision repair; transcription initiation at RNA polymerase II promoter. The transcript is spliced from 2 exons.